Branchiostoma floridae (Florida lancelet) is the source of this 1292-nucleotide messenger RNA. Its product is annotated as neuropeptide FF receptor 2-like. Lineage: Eukaryota; Metazoa; Chordata; Leptocardii; Amphioxiformes; Branchiostomatidae. Gene Ontology annotation, molecular function: neuropeptide receptor activity; peptide binding. Bases 48 to 1235 code for a protein of 395 amino acids. Gene Ontology annotation, cellular component: membrane. The transcript is spliced from 3 exons. The record is from RefSeq and is a predicted model, not a curated record. Gene Ontology annotation, biological process: G protein-coupled receptor signaling pathway.
UGGAAUUUACAGAAGGUUUCUUGACCAGUGAAUCCAAUGACACCAACAUGGAUCUUAACACCACCCUCUCCCAAAAUUCCACGGGAGAUCCAAGUUUGCAGGCUUGGAAACAACCACUAUACGUCCGGUACCUUCUCAUCAUUGGUUACGCCACCGUUAUCCUAUUAAACGUCAUCGGAAAUCCGUUAGUGUGUCUGGUGGUGGCCAAGAACAAAAACAUGCGGAACGUCACCAACCUCUUCAUAACUAACGUGGCCGUCAGUGACUUUCUGGUGGGAGCGAUCUGCAUGCCAUUGGCGUUGGUGGACAACUUGAAAGCAGGCUGGGUGUUUGGAGAAGCGAUGUGUACCAUCCUCCCAAUGAUCAUGGGGAUGACAGUUACUGCCUCGGUGCUCACUCUGGUCGCUAUUGCCGUUGACAGGUACCUGGCCGUUAUGAGACCAACUGAUGACAAGAUCAGCAACAAGAUGACCUGUAUCGUGAUAGCAGCCAUCUGGAUAGCCGCUAGCGUCAUCAUGAUCCCUGGUGCCAUGAUGUCAGAGUACAAAGAUGCUGACGGACAUCCUACCUGCCACGAGAAGUGGUCCUACGUCGAGAGCAAGCAGGCGUAUUCCGUUUCCCUCUUUGUCUUCUGCUACCUCAUCCCACUCUCUGCCAUUUCUGGUUUAUACCUCCGUGCAGGUGUCCGCCUGUACAACAGAACUGUCCACCGCACACCAUCACCUAACGACGCCCGACACGAAAGAGGUAACCAGGUCCACAAACUUGGCAACAAGGCCCGCGUGUUUAAGAUGAUGGUUGCCGUCGUUGUCCUCUUCGCCUGCCUACACUUACCCAUGUAUAUAGCCAAUCUGCUGAAUGACCUCGCACCACUUGGAAAACCAGGAAGGACUGUGCUGUACAAGUACAUCUACCCGAUUGCACACUGGUUAGCGCACGCCAAUAGCUGCAUGAACCCUAUCGUGUACGCUGUACUGAACAGAAACUUUCGCCAAGGGUUUCGGCAUGCGUUCAUGCCACGAAGAACUCGUGGCGUCAACGUGCCGAAGGUGACAUACAAAAGAGCGGCAGUGGCUGACCAACCUGACAGAGUGGAGGUCCACUGUCGGUUGGGACAGGAGUCUCCCAAUGAUAGUAGGCUGCAGCGGCCGUUACCGUCACCGGCAACACUCGAGGCGGUCAACCAUGACUGUUCACCGGGCGAACCUCACUUUCUACAUGAGGUCAAUCAAUAGCUCCGCAAAAUCCUAACGAUAUAAGCCAAACGGUAGGAAUAAACCUUAAAUAGGUUU